AUGCAGAAAUUGAGCCUGACAUCUCACGACCCGGAUGGGUCCCAGUCGUCUGAGGACGGCACCAUCGCGGCUUCUACUGGAAGCGCUCCUUCCCAAAGCACUCCUUCCCUCACCGUCACCAAUGUCUCUCGGUCUCCAUUCUCGAAAGGCUGGGGUGUACCUCGCCCAAGCGCUGUCCUUCGCAAACAGGUCAAGAGUGCAAGGCGUCACAAUCAACGGCUCUCAGAAAAUCGGAAGGCACUUCGCCGGGAGCGAGACUAUCUGGCUGGCGACCUUUCGGAUGCUGAGGCUGAAAUUUUGAGACUGAAGGCGCAGAUAAACGACAUGUUGAAGGUCGACGAAGCCAAGACUUUGCGCCUUGCAAAGUUGAACGAGCAGAUCUCGGACUCGCGUCUAUCUCUUCAAGGGGCACGGGCUGAGAAUGAUAGACUCCAGGAGAGAGCCCGGAUUGCACAAGCGGCUGCUCUACGCGCCACGGAAACAGGAAGGCCCGUCCCCAUGGAAGAUAGGGAGGUCCGGGACAAGCUUGAGACUCUGGAGGAAAAGCUGAAAGGGUGGGCCAGGUGUUACGCUGUGGAUGACCUCGCGGCACUGAAUCAAGUCUCCGAUGAAAAGAUGAAUCGCGUCAUAUACAGGCUGAGCGGAUACUGUCUGCAGGAGGAAUGGUCGGAACUCAAGUCUCGCUUCCCAACCCUGAAGAACAAACUGCCGUACAUGCUCUCGCAGGCUUUGCUCGCGAAGACCAUUUUUGAACGCAUUUUCAACAACCCAUUCUUCAUCUUCCCUGACUCGCAGCACUACCACAAUCUUCCAGGACGUGAGAACAUGGGGGUCCUAUACGACAGACUGUACGAGCGAGAUGAGCCAGGAAGCCACAAGUGGCGGUCGCAUACGCUCUUGAUGCUUAAUAAUGGCAAAGGACAUCAGACCAGCAAUUACGUUGACACUGCCCUCGACAACUUCAGUCGCAGCCUAGAAAACCAGAUUCUCAGUGGACCUAUCCAAGUCCUCCUGAAGCCGGUGUCGGGCCAGAUCCAUGCCGACAAGCGUGCCGACAGCCUGCGUGGCAUUAUCCGUACAGCCGGGGAGCUUGCAUUCCGCUUGUGGACUCAGCACGUCUACCCAACAUGCCACAGCCUAGGCAAAGCCUGCAAGUUCUUUUCAGUAGACUCUGGGAUGCAUGCUCACCGUCUUCAUCGGCUUGAAGACGACGAUCCAAGGUUGGAUGGCCACAGAGUCGCAAUCAUCACUCAACCGCUGAUCUUGGCAUGGGGGGAUGAGAACGCGGAGAACUACGAGAACAGCAAGGUCUGGGCCAAGGCAGUCGUCUGUGUGGAUGAGUUGGGGGUGAAGACCGAAAAGGAUGUACAUGGGAGACCUUGGGGAGCCGGAUGCCAGAUUGAAGUUGGAUGA
Messenger RNA from Aspergillus mulundensis, 1413 nucleotides. RefSeq lists its product as uncharacterized. Bases 1 to 1413 code for a protein of 470 amino acids. The record is from RefSeq and is a predicted model, not a curated record. NCBI's taxonomy places the organism in Eukaryota, Fungi, Ascomycota, Eurotiomycetes, Eurotiales, Aspergillaceae. The transcript is spliced from 2 exons.